AUGAACAACUACCAGCAACAAGUCUGGGCGCUGUCAAACGCACUGGCGGGUCUUCUAAGGGACAGCGAAGCAUCAAAGUUCCCAGCAACAUUACGGGCUAAGACCAUGGAAUUGCAACAAAGCUGCAAUGGGCUGGAGCAAUACAUUUCCACAUCGACCUCUCGGAUUCAGAAAGAUGUUCGAGAUUGCGUGGAAGAUCUUCAGGACAUUGUUCCUUCCAGUCAACAGCCAGCGAGGCUUUGCAGAAAACUGGCAAGCGUAGAGGAUUAUCUCCUUAGCAUUCGACAACUCUUACAGACUCAGGAGUCACGCGCCCAAGACUUGGAGUAUGACAUCCAAUCUCUUGAGGAUGACUUUUCGUCCUUACAAAGGGAGACAGCUGAAACGAGCAAAGGUUACGAACUCGGUGUCAAGGUCUUCGCCGUUUGUGCCGUGGUGGCCUUUGCCGCUGUGGCCUUGCCAGCCAUAGCGGGCUCUGCAGCAGUGGCUGAAGGGGCUGCCGCAGGCGCUGCCUUGACUGCGGGUUCUGCAGCUGAAGGGGCUGUGGUAGCUGCUGGAACUGCUGCAGUGGCCGAAGGAGCUGCUGUAGCCGGAACAGCUGCUACGGCAGCAGUGGAAGGAGCUGCUGCUGCCAGUAUUAGCGCUGAAGCAGUUGCGAUCCUUUCCGGUGGAGCAGCACUGGCACUCAAAGGUGGUGCAGAUGGCUGCCAGCAGUUGGUGGAAUUUCUGGAUCGCCAACAGCGAUCGGUGUCUGAACAUCGUGGAUUUGUGAGGCAGCUCCAGACUGAAAUCGAUGUGAUCAAGGACGACAUUUCGAAUCUUCAUCGGCGACUGGAACAUGCUACGGAUGCCUUGAAAGAUGACGACGUGGAUGAUGCCACCAAGAUCGUUGGCCGCCUGGCUGAGCGACUGGGGGAACUCGUCUAA
Cladocopium goreaui is the source of this 927-nucleotide messenger RNA. Lineage: Eukaryota; Dinophyceae; Suessiales; Symbiodiniaceae. The record is from the annotation of a GenBank genome assembly.